AUGCACAGACGUGGGUUCUCGGGUGAUAUGCGUGGCAAACAGCAUGCAGAGCAGCAGUUGAUACGUCCCAGUCUGCUCGAAGCUCUGCAUGAUCCGCGUCAAGCUCUACUGGUUUCCACGCUCCCGCACUGCUGUACUCUUGCCAUCGUGGCAAAACAAGCACCAGCUCAAGCAGUGGCAAAAAACGAGGAACCAAAGGGGGUCACAGCUCCAUCAGUCGAGUAA
Molecule: messenger RNA, 225 nt
Organism: Peronospora matthiolae
Lineage: Eukaryota; Oomycota; Peronosporomycetes; Peronosporales; Peronosporaceae
Source: the annotation of a GenBank genome assembly